Molecule: messenger RNA, 2160 nt
Organism: Trichoplusia ni (cabbage looper)
Lineage: Eukaryota; Metazoa; Arthropoda; Insecta; Lepidoptera; Noctuidae
Product: NEDD4-binding protein 2-like
Exons: 3
Coding region: 325-1869 (514 amino acids)
Source: RefSeq, a predicted model, not a curated record
AACUACGCGGACGAAGUCGCGGGCAACAGCUAGUAAUAAAUAAGCAGAACCGUUCCGUAGCCACGAAAAAAUUACAAGUUUUUAUAGUCUAUGCAUUGAAUUGACAGAUCCUCCUCGCUCCCCUGCCCCUCCAAACAUCGUUUCCAAAACCUUUUCUUCUGUAUUACUAAACAUUCUUAAUCGUUCGAUCCGUGUUGCAAGUGCAGUCGCGCUCGUCUUCGUAGCUUUUAAAUUUUGUCGAGUUUGUUAUAUUAAAACUGUUGUCUUUAUAGAAAAAAAAUAGUUGUUUAACUUUUAUUUAGUUGUAUUAUUUUUUGGUUAAACAUGGAAUCGCGCGGAGACGAAGAAAAUAACUAUAGCGACGUUAUUGAAAGUCUCAUGAACAUGUUCGGUAAUGUCUUGAGCAAAGAUGUGAUUUCGGCGGUUGUUGAGAGCUGUUCCGGUGAUCUAAAUCUCUCAGCGGAUGCCAUAGCCGACAUCUCGACAGAUGGGAAUACCCUGAUCAAGGAUGAUAUAGCACCGUCAACGUUGCAUGAAACUUCAAAGCAGUCUGAAGAUAUAUUAAACCAAGAAACUAUAGAAACCUGCAAAAUGUCAACUGAACAUGGAAAUCUUCAAAAAAAAGAAGAGGGGCCGUCUGGAAGCGGUCUCCAGCAAACGCGAGAUCAGCAUGCUCCUACUCCGUCAACUUCAUUUGAUCCGGGCCAGAGUCAUCAAAAUGAACCACCAACUGAAGUGAAUCUAUCUGCGGACGCCAUAAUGGAUAUAACAGGCGACGGGAAUGUAAUUAACGUCCAAGACGAAGAACCUUCCGACAAUCAAAACCCAGCAGUAGCAACACAGCCAAGCCUUCCGUCAGUUUCUUAUUCUACAGCCGCUCAAGCUCCACAAAAUACCGGUGCCAUCCCUAAGAACACACAAUCCCAACAACAACAAAAACAUCCCGUAUGGAGUGAACAAGUCAGAAAUAUUUUAAGAAAUCACAAUGAGGGCAAUAGAAUUUUAAUUAUCAUGAGGGGUCUCCCUGGGAGCGGGAAAACUCAUUUAGCUAAGCAGUUGGUAAAUAUGAUGGUUGGCCCCAACAACAGCUACAAAGCCCACAUUUUCAGCACGGACGACUUCUUUAUGGUUAGGGGUCAAUACCAACACGAUAAAUACAGGUUGUCAGAAGCUCAUGAAUGGAACCAUAAUCGGGUUGCUGAAGCGACUAAGAUGGGAGUAAGUCCUGUUAUUGUCGACAACACGAACGUCGAGCUGUGGGAGAUGGAACCAUAUUUAAAAUUUGGAGUGCACAAUGGGUAUAUAAUUGAAGUGAUGGAACCGACCACGCCCUGGGCUAAAAAAAUAAAUCAAUUAGCUAAAAAGAACACCCACAACGUUCCCCUGGCUUCUCUGAAAAGAAUGUCUGAGAAUUAUUGUCUAAAUAUCACGGGUGCGAGUUUAAAGAAAGCCUAUGGGUUAUCGUAUCCUUCGAACAUGGUACCUCCUGUAAAGCGUAACAUGCCAUUGAUUACUUCGCCGGCAAACAAAUCUAAACCUGUAAGCAAGGAAUCUAGGAACUCGUCUCCAAUUGGUAAUGUUUCGAAUAUAGAGUCAGCCUCAUCACCGGUAUCAACAGAUGGCAAUCUGUCGCAACGAGAUGCGUGUAGCACAGCAAAUGAAGAACAAGAAAUUAAUAAAGAAGUGCCUACUGUCAAUGACUUGAUUGAAAUCGACGAAGAUCAAAGGCCUUCGGAAACAGACAGUCUUCGUGAAAAUACAGAUGGUGAUUUGUUAGCUGAAGAGCAAGAAAAGCGCAAGUUAUAUUUAGAGGCUCAGAGGAGAUUAGAGGAAAUUGAAAAAGUCGAAAAUGAAUGGGGAAAAUGGUGAAGAAUGGGAUUCCGGCGAACAAGCCUCUGCUUCUGGAACGCGAAGAACAAUCAAAUCUAACGAAGCGAUUAAAACACCUGCUGCUUCGCAAAUUGCUUCCGUGUUUGAAGCUAAACCACAAAGGCAGUCCCUCAAUUCAUCACCUAGAAUUCAAAAUUACAGCCAAGAAUCACAGGACUCUAUGAUGCAGACAGUCAAUGAAUGCCAAGACUGGAGUAAAAUAUCGAUGUUUAUGCCACCGUGGACUGACACAGCCGCUCCAUCAUCUUCUAAUGCAAAUGAAAAACUUCC